Plasmodium gallinaceum is the source of this 2094-nucleotide messenger RNA. Its product is annotated as WW domain-binding protein 11, putative. The transcript has a single exon. The record is from RefSeq and is a predicted model, not a curated record. Bases 1 to 2094 code for a protein of 697 amino acids. Gene Ontology annotation, biological process: RNA processing. NCBI's taxonomy places the organism in Eukaryota, Apicomplexa, Aconoidasida, Haemosporida, Plasmodiidae.
AUGGCAAAAAAAAAUAUAAAAAACAUAAUUCCAACUGAUGCUUUUAGAAAACAACAAAAAAAAAAAGAAAAAAAAAAAAAGAAAAGGGAAAGAGCUUUACAGCUAGAGAAUAUUAUAAGUAAAAAAAAUCCAUACAUAGUUAAAGAAAAAUUAGAUGCCUUUAGAAAAAAAGAAAAACAAGGAAAAUUAUUACCAAUUGAAAAAAACAAAUUAAAACAAUAUGAACAUUUAUGGAAUUUAAUAAAAGAAAAAGUAAAAAAUAAAAAUUAUUUUUAUAAUAAUAAUGGAAAUAUAUAUAGCAUAAAUGAAAACAAUAAUAAUGAAAAUAAAAAUUUAGAUGAAAAUGAAAUUUGCGAAAAUACAUUAGAACAUAAUUAUGUUGAACCUAAAAGUGAUAAAAAAUUAAAUGAAUCAAAUCUUAAUACUUAUAAUUCUGAUUCCCAAGAUGAUUCUGAUUCUCAAGAUGAUUCAGAUGAUUCUUCUUCUUCACAUGAUACUUGUGUAGAAAAUGUAAAAAAUGAUAAUAUAUAUAUUUCAAAAAAUGUAGAUGAUUUAAAAUCAAAAAUAAAAAAUGAUGAUGAAGAUGAUUUUUUCUUAGAAUCAUUGCCUUCAUUGCCUAAAGGGUUACCUGAUAAUCUAAUAGAGAUUUUAGAAAAUUCCAAUAUUAUUGAAAAUAAUCACUUUAGUAAAAUUAAUGAAAAUAUAUAUAAAAAUAAUACAAAAUACAUACCUCUUAAUGUAACUAAUUUCAAUUAUAUAUAUAGUAAUGAACAAAAUAAUCUCACAAAUUAUUAUAAUUCGCAUGCAUAUUUACAUCAUAAUUCUUGUAAUAAAAACAAAUUCAUAUAUAUAGAUUCUAAUAAAGAAAAGAAUAAUAUGGAAAAUUUUGAAAAUGUAAAAAAUAAUUGUAAUAAUGACGAAAUAGAUAAAAAAACAUUAAGUGAUGUAUAUAGAAACUCAAGUUAUUACUUAACUAGCGAAACAAAUAAAGUAGUAUCUAAUUAUCAAAAUUAUCCUUUAAAUAACAAUAAUAAAAACAUCAAUAUUAAAAAUAAUAAUAAUGUAAAUGACAUCUUUAAUAAUAUUACUAAUAAUUAUACUGGUGAUAAUAAUAAUAAUAAUAGUAAUAAUAAUAAUAAUGAUAAUGAUAAUAAUAGUAAUAACAAUGAAAAUAAUAAUAAUGAUAAUAAUAAUAAAAAUAAUGAUAAUAAUAAAGAUGAUAGUAAUAAUAAUAAUAAUAAUAAUAAGGAUGAUAGUAAUAGUAAUAAUAAUAAUAAGGAUGAUAGUAAUAAUAAUAAUAUAAAUAAUGUUACUAAUGAUAUUAAUAGUAACUCUAAUAUUUUAAUUUCAAAUUUAAGCAUUGAAAAUAAAAACAAAGAAAAUUUUUUUUCUGCGAAUUAUAAUUCAAGUCAUUUAAAGGAUAAAAAUAAUUUAAAUUAUUCUAACAAUUUUAAUAAUUGUUAUAAUAAUAUAGAAAAUAAUUUAAAUGUUUAUACAUAUAAUAGUAAUUACGAUUAUUUGAAUACUGCUUUUAAUAAUAAUAUUAAAACCAUUAACACUAAUACUUAUAACAAUUUAAAUUAUAAUAGUAAUUACAAUUAUAAUUAUAAUUAUAAUAAUUUAAAUAAUAAUAACUAUUUAAUUCCAUUACAUAACAAUAUGAACAAUAAUUUUCAUAAUAAUUUUCAAAAUAAUUUUCACAAUAAUUUUCAAAAUAAUUCUAAUGAUUUAAAAAACUAUGUAGAUAAAAACAACAAUUUUAAUUACAUGAAUAUGAAUAAUAACAUUUAUUAUUCUGGAAAAAAAAAUGGAAAAACAAAAGAUAAUUAUAAUACAUCAAAUUAUGAUUUACAUAAAAAAAAGAUAAAUAAUUCACAAUUAAAUUCAAGUAUAAAUAAAUCAAAUGUAAAAGAAGAGGAAAAAAAACAAAAUACCCACUAUUUUGUACCUAUUAAUUUAAGAUUAAAAAAUAAAUUAGAUGACGUAUGCGAAACAAAAAUUAACAUAAUUAACAAAGAAAAUUAUAAUAAUGAUAAAAACAUUAAUAUAGAUCAAGAAUAUAAUAAGUUUAUAAAAGAAGUUGAUUUACAUUAG